Anastrepha obliqua is the source of this 1714-nucleotide messenger RNA. It is a transcript of the gene Six4, whose product is annotated as homeobox protein SIX6. Gene Ontology annotation, molecular function: DNA-binding transcription factor activity, RNA polymerase II-specific; RNA polymerase II cis-regulatory region sequence-specific DNA binding. The record is from RefSeq and is a predicted model, not a curated record. Gene Ontology annotation, biological process: regulation of transcription by RNA polymerase II. NCBI's taxonomy places the organism in Eukaryota, Metazoa, Arthropoda, Insecta, Diptera, Tephritidae. The coding region runs from base 386 to 1540 and encodes 384 amino acids. Gene Ontology annotation, cellular component: transcription regulator complex; nucleus. The transcript has 4 exons.
CCAACCACGGCAACAGCCACGAUAUUCUUUCUCGAAAAUACGCUGUUGACUUUCUCGUAUCAGUUCUUUUUGAACUACAUCGCGGCGCGGUAGCUUUGGAAAACGGUAUUGUACAGUGUUAGGCAGUAUAAAAGAAACAAGCGAAUUAAUAUUAAAUAUUAGUGUGCUUCAGAAAAAAAAAAACGAUUACGUGCUAGUAAAUGAAUGCUUAUAAAAAUUAAAUAUUACUGCUACCGUGAUUUUGGUGGUUGGCUAUAAAAUAAAUAUGCAAUAAACAUAAUUUUCAAUGUGGUUUCAAAAAUAUUACCACAUAUGCACAUACAUAAGUGUUUAACGAAGUAAAUAAAUUAACGGUGUAGACAUAAUCGCUACACAACUCAACUCAAUGUUUGAUAAGAAUAUGGAUACGACGCUCUCAUCAUCAUUACAUGUUGGUGAUUUAGAUUCAACAAGUUCCGGCGGCACAUCCUCUGACAAUUCAACAGUUAUACAGGAUAAUAUGCAUUCACCCGUGCAAUAUGGUAGUCUUUAUUUACCCAAUUCAAAUUAUCGCGGAAAUAUCUCCUGCAAAACAGUACUGCACUUCGAUAAGUUUCCCGCCUAUAGCAGUGAUAAGGAGCUGGAACGAAGGUUCUGCGAUAUCACCAGUGACUAUGACAAGUCUCCACCACCCACUGCAGCGGGCUCGCCGCUCUAUCCCGCACUGAAUGGCGUCGUAUAUGAAAAUGGGGUUGGUGAUCACAAUGGCAAUACGAAAACGGCGCUCGGCAGUGAAACGUUAAACAGCAUUAACCGCACAACAACGGUGGGUCUGGGUGGCGGUGGUCAACUCAUUUCUGGCAUAACAGCAACACAUAGCAUGCCGCCAGGUGGAUUUCAGUUGGACCGCAAAUUUCUGCAAUUCACCACAGAUCAGAUCCAAUGCAUGUGUGAAGCACUACAACAAAAAGGCGAUAUCGAGAAGCUAACCACCUUUCUUUGCAGCCUGCCCGCCAGUGAACUCUUCAAGACGAACGAAAGUGUAUUGCGCGCACGCGCGCUCGUCGCCUACCAUCGUGGCCAAUUUCACGAACUCUACAAUCUAUUGGAGACGCAUUGUUUCUCGGUAAAAUAUCAUGUGGAUUUACAAAAUCUCUGGUAUAAGGCGCACUACGAAGAAGCGGAGAAGGUGCGCGGACGACCGUUGGGUGCGGUCGAUAAAUAUCGUCUGCGAAAAAAAUAUCAAUUGCCGAAGACGAUUUGGGAUGGUGAGGAGACUGUGUAUUGCUUUAAGGAGAAAAGUCGAAACGCUUUAAAAGAUUGGUAUAUGACAAAUCGUUAUCCCACGCCAGAUGAGAAGAAGACGCUGGCACAAAAGGCGGGACUAACGCUGACGCAAGUGUCGAAUUGGUUCAAAAAUCGAAGGCAGCGCGAUCGAACGCCGCAACAAAGACCUGAUAUCAUGUCUGUCCUGCCUGUUCAACAAUUGGAUGCUAAUGGCUUUCCACGUAUGUUCAACGCUCCCAGUUACUAUCCAGAAUCGAUUUUCAACGCUCAAUAACAUAAGAUCUUGCAAUUUUAAGGAUGUUCGUUUUUCAUUAGAAAUUUUGGACAUUCUUUAAAUUAUGAAUAUAUUUAAAGUUCUGUUGUAAAUAAAAAUAAUAUAAGCCCAUUGAAAAUGGCGAAUUAGCAUAAAUUGAUUUUUUAAAUUUAAGGCACAAUAAAAAAAUAAAAU